GCGACGAGAGGUAAACCUUGAACGACGAGAAGUGAUUGGUCGAGCCCCCAACCACAGCUGGGAUGCGAUUGCGAGCAUCGCACCUACAACCAGCAACGACGGGAGGGUGGAUCAAGACUCAAAGUGCCUGGGACUUAUUUGGGACUCAUGACCAUGGCGGCCGUAGCCUAGGAGAACGACGAGCUAACUUAUUAUUAACAGCCCAUGCUGUCUCAUUUUUUGCCUUAUUGGCCACGCAUACCGCUGCACGUAGGUAUCUCUCCCUGGCACACAAGCGCCAAGGCAUUUUUUAGCACUAACGUCAGGCGCAAUUGCACGCAGCUACUGUAUCUCUCGCUUGCUCCGGGCAUUACCGACGGAAACCUUAAAGACCUGGGGAAUUUCGAGCGCGUGCCGGACCAUUUGCGUCGCAACGAAUAUCGAUAGGUCAUGACAAGCGAAGGGCACUGCACGCAUCAACUUGCACUCUCCACGCCUCUUCCACACUCUCCCUCACACCACCACACCCUGUAGGCUCGUGUUAAUAAACAAACGUUAUUAUGAGAUACUAUUUGAGAGUAAAUCAACGAUUGGACGCAACAGCCAGAAUGCAGCUAUCCUAUUUGCUAUGUUCCUGUUGUUACGCAUGGCCUUCGAGUUAGUUUUGUUUUGCAGACUUCAGCUACACAAUUACAUACGGUUCAUGUUUUAGAUUUGUAGUUACCAGUGGACU
Molecule: messenger RNA, 712 nt
Organism: Closterium sp. NIES-67
Lineage: Eukaryota; Viridiplantae; Streptophyta; Zygnematophyceae; Desmidiales; Closteriaceae
Source: the annotation of a GenBank genome assembly